CGCCGGUUCCUCCGCCGAAUGCUCGCCGACGUUGCCGACCGAACUGGGCAGAACCGCGUUUUGCGUUUGGUCGAUACAUAUACCCGCCGCUCAUCGUCGCAUAUAUAAGCGUAAAAAACACGGGGACGAUGACGGAGCGGGUGGUCGUCGUCGCCGCGGCGAUCUGAAGCGGGAAGUGCUUGUGUCACUAGAGGUAUUUGUCGGUUCGGUGCUCGUGUUCGCGAGAAGCUCGCCGCACGGUCGCCGAAGAGGGCGAGUCCAACAACCGGGAGCGGACCGGGAAGGAGAGCCACGCGCGAUCUGCAAUUCGCGAUUCCCGCGACCGAGGACUGGCGCGUCACGAGGGUGCCGCAACCGGGAAAGGUCAACCCCGGCGGUUUGGCCGUGCGUGCAUGUGUGUGCGCGUGUGAUAUGCCGGUGCCCCACUCUCUGGUGCAGCACGAUAUCGUUCGUCCUUUAAAACUAACCCUUCCUCGCCUCGCGGCCCCAAGGGACCCGGGGGUUCGGCCGAGCACGCCGCCGUGGUCGUCGUCGUCGUCGUCGUCGUCGUCGUCGUCGUCGUCGUCGUCGUCGUCGUCGUCCGCUACUAUGCGCAUUACGCAUUAACAGAGCGUAUAAACGCCGUGAUCGAGCAUGUACGCGCUGCAGAUGCAGACCGCCUGCCAGGGCGAGGGCACCGGUGAGCCCGAUGACCCCAGCAGCCUUCAUCAGGAACCAGUACGACCUGCCACCCAAGAUUGUAGCUCUUUUGAUAUUGUCAGAGCCACUCAGUAUGGGGCGUUGGAAAGAGUGACACAAUUGGUGGAAGCUGGUGCCGACGUGAACCAGCCAGAUUCGGAAACUGUGACGUUACUGCAUUGGGCUGCCAUAAACAAUCGCAAAGAUAUUGUUAAAUAUCUCAUUGCGAAGGGAGCUGUAGUCGAUGCUAUUGGUGGUGAAUUGGCUUCCACACCAUUGCAUUGGGCCACGAGACAAGGCCAUCUCUCCACGGUUGUGAUACUGAUGAGAGCAGGUGCAGAUCCAACCUUGAGGGAUUCCGAAGGUUUCUCCUGCAUACACCUGGCGGCACAAUUUGGCCACACGGCCAUAGUGGCGUAUUUGGUAGCGAAAGGCGUGAAUCCAAAUAUGCCAGACAGAAGUGCCAUGACGCCCCUCAUGUGGAGCGCUUAUAAAGUCAAUAGUCUUUCUUUUUACAGUCUAGAUCCAACACGGCUGUUGUUGACUCUAGGUGCAUCGCACUCACUUACCGAUAAUUUGCAUGGUAACACGGCUCUCCAUUGGGCCAUUAUAGCAAAAAACAACACGGCAAUAUCUACCUUAGUACAACACGGAGCCUCGUUAGACCUGCCCAAUUUCCAAAAUGAGACGCCGAUGACGCUGUUGGGUCCGCAUAUCGGCGCUGCGUGGCUAGGACAUAAAAUCAGUCAUGAGAUUAAGGAGAAGCAAGGUCGUACGAGAACAUGGUGUAGAGAUAAGAGAAUCCGUUGGUAUUGCAUGGCCAGUACGCCGUUUAUAGCAUUUUAUGUGAUCGGUAUGGUUCUACAGAGUGGAUGGGAUUAUUUAUUAAAACUAGGUGCCUUUAUCACCCUUUAUGUAGCGGUGUAUCUAAUGAACCAUUUCGUGUUCGACGAACGGCUGUUCCACAUUUUGCCAAUGUCAAUUUAUUUGGCAACCAAGAUGUGGAUUUAUGUCACAUGGAUAUUCUGGCUAGGUAUCCAUGCAGCAUGGUAUUUAUGGUUGUUAUUAGUCGGUGGAUCUGUUCCUCUCUGGAUAUGCUUCCUGCAGUCUUGGCGGGGUGAUCCCGGAAUUAUCACGGCUACUCACGAGGAUAAAUUAAAUACGAUAAUUGAAUUGGCUGAGUCAGGUGGUUUCGAGCCACAGUGGUUCUGCAGUAGUUGUUUAGUUAGAAGACCCAUGAGAUCUAAACACUGUUCCACAUGUGACCGUUGUGUAGCACGAUUCGAUCAUCACUGUCCAUGGGUUAAUAACUGCAUAGGUGCACAUAAUCACAAGUAUUUUCUUGGAUUUCUGGCGUCUUUGCUGGGAUUGUGUAUCGUUAUUUUGUCCGCCAGUGUACAAUACUGGCAAUUCGAGUGUUGGUCAAAUUUAACGAACGGUCAUAGCGCGGACAACUAUCUAGUGGCUGCAGCUACCUGCGACGCUUGGGUGAUGUGGGUAGUAGCUAACACGUCCCUGCAUUCUUUCUGGGUCGGGACUUUGUUGGCGUGUCAAUGUUACCAGAUCAUGGUCCUGGGAAUGACAACGAAUGAACGUAUGAAUGCCGGUCGUUACAAACACUUCAAGCAGGGGAACCCAUUCCAUCGCGGCGCCUUGCAGAAUGCCGCCGACUUUUGUAACUUCAGCUUUUGCGGAUUGAAGGCGAAGCCCAGCUCGGAUUGGUUGCACAGUUUCGAUCUCAAGCAAAGCAUCGAGAAGUUACCUUUGCUCGCGCAAAAAGAUAAUUUUCAGUACGUUUAGAGUUCUGUAAGCAGCCGUGAGAAGCUAAUUGUACACACAUACAUACACCAUAUCACUUAUGCCUGACGUACUCCUUGGGCCACCAAAGAGUUACCGCAAACAUGUAAGUGACUUUCCAGUACGGCAGUAACUAUGCAUACACGAACGAUUUCAUUUGCAUAUUCUCUAAAAUAGCUCUAAUAUACAACAAUCGUUGAAUGACAAUUUUUCGACUCGCAUGUCGUAAAAGAUGUUAUAUUGCGCGAAUGUGCAUAUCCCACCUAUAUUCUUAAAGAUAUCGAUGAGUAAUAAAAUACAAAUGCACAAA
Molecule: messenger RNA, 2785 nt
Organism: Wasmannia auropunctata (little fire ant)
Lineage: Eukaryota; Metazoa; Arthropoda; Insecta; Hymenoptera; Formicidae
Gene: Hip14
Product: palmitoyltransferase ZDHHC17
Exons: 10
Coding region: 634-2478 (614 amino acids)
Biological process (GO): protein palmitoylation
Cellular component (GO): Golgi membrane
Molecular function (GO): palmitoyltransferase activity; protein binding
Source: RefSeq, a predicted model, not a curated record